Messenger RNA from Ipomoea nil (Japanese morning glory), 1417 nucleotides. RefSeq names its product serine carboxypeptidase II-2-like. Gene Ontology annotation, biological process: proteolysis. Bases 11 to 1405 code for a protein of 464 amino acids. The record is from RefSeq and is a predicted model, not a curated record. The transcript is spliced from 10 exons. Gene Ontology annotation, cellular component: vacuole. NCBI's taxonomy places the organism in Eukaryota, Viridiplantae, Streptophyta, Magnoliopsida, Solanales, Convolvulaceae. Gene Ontology annotation, molecular function: serine-type carboxypeptidase activity.
CACAAAGAAAAUGACAAAAGAUAUGAAACUUAGCAUUGUUCUCUGCCUUCUCAUUUUCCUCACCAAGUUUGAGUUCAUUUGCAGCCAUGAACAGAAAGAGCAGGACAAAGUGUCUGCUCUGCCUGGCCAAAACUUUUUAGUGAACUUCUCGCACUACGCCGGAUACGUUACAGUGAAUGAGGAACAGGGAAAGGAAUUCUUCUACUGGUUCAUCCAGGCUUCUCAGGAUCCAUCUUCCAAGCCUCUUGCUCUCUGGCUUAAUGGAGGUCCUGGAUGCUCGGCAAUUGCAUUUGGGGAGGCAGAAGAAAUUGGACCUUUUCACAUUAAUCCAGAUGGGAAGUCAGUAUAUCUCAACUCAUACGCUUGGAACCAAGUUGCAAAUAUAAUAUUUCUGGAUUCACCUGCUGGUGUUGGCUUUUCAUAUGCCAAUUCAUCUUUUGACCUUUCAAACCAAGGAGAUCAAAGCACAGCGGAGGACAAUCUAAAUUUUUUAUUGAAGUGGCUUGAGAGAUUUCCUGAAUAUAAGCAAAGAGAGUUUUACAUCCUUGGAGAGAGUUAUGCAGGACAUUUUGUUCCACAGUUAAGCAAAGCCAUCUCAGAAUACAACUCUGAAAAUGAAGACAACUCCAUCAACUUGAAGGGCUUUAUGAUUGGGAACCCCUUGGUUGAUGAUCACAAUGAUCAAGUUGGAAUAUUCCAGUUCAUGUGGACACUCGGUUUGAUUUCCGACCAAUCCUAUGAGAUGUUAAACCUCUAUUGUGCCAAUGAUUCAUACCUUAAUGCCUCCGAGGAGUGUAACAAUGCUCACAGUGGUGCUGCCCAAGAAAUUGGAGAUAUUGAUUACUACAGUCUCUUUACUCCUGUCUGCACUUCUACCACUCUUGCAGCCAGAAAUUGGCUCACCCAAACAUGGCUAAGAAAGAGUAGAGUUUCAAGGGAGUAUGAUCCAUGUACUGAAAAGUAUGCAAUCUCUUACUUCAAUCAACUCUCAGUUCAAAAGGCUCUUCACGUUAGAGGCGCACCUAUCAACUGGGAGACCUGCAGUAAUGAAGUACACUAUAAGUGGAAGGAUUCAGCUGGAUCGGUGCUGCCAACCAUCAAAGAACUUACUGGCAUUCGCAAAUGGGUGGUCAGUGGUGAUACAGAUGCUGUGAUCCCAAUCACCUCCACACGAUACAGCAUAAAUGCUCUUCAUCUUCCCACCGUUGGGCCUUGGAGAGCUUGGGAUGAUGAUGGCCAGGUAGGAGGGUGGACACAACAGUAUGAAGGACUGACCUUUGUGACAGUGAGAGGGGGAGGCCAUGAAGUUCCUCUGCACAAACCAAAGCAGGCUCUUGCAAUCUUUAAAUCCUUCUUGGCUGGGGAACAAAUGCCAUCUUUUCAGCAACUCAGUAAAGACAUCUAAAAUUUCAGGGGG